Messenger RNA from Candidula unifasciata, 1866 nucleotides. NCBI's taxonomy places the organism in Eukaryota, Metazoa, Mollusca, Gastropoda, Stylommatophora, Geomitridae. The record is from the annotation of a GenBank genome assembly.
UACGGGUUUGUCAACUACGCUUUGGAGUUACUGGUGUUGAGAAACUUUGGGGAAGAUGCCUGGACAAAGAUUAAACAAGAGGCCUACCUGGAUUUGGAAGGCGAUUUCUUGGUGCGUCAAGUCUAUGAAGACAGCAUCUCCUACGACCUGGUGGGCGCCGCAUGCAAAGUCCUCAAUGUGGAUGCGGCUACUGUGCUACAGUUGUUUGGGAAAAUGUUCUUUAUCUACUGCAAGGAAUCCGGCUAUGACAAAAUCCUCAAGGUGUUAGGAGCAACCACCAGAGAGUUUCUUGAAAACCUGGACGCUCUGCACGACCACCUGUCCACCAUCUAUCCUGGCAUGCGAGCUCCUUCCUUCCGGUGUACGGUCCGGCCAACAGACGGCGCCACCGUCCUGCACUACUACUCGGACCGACCUGGUCUAGAACACAUCGUUAUUGGCAUUGUCAAGGAAGUGGCUGAAGAGCUCCACAACUCCCCAGUCAAUGUAGAGAUCAUCAAGAACAAGGGAGACGACUGCGACCAUGUCCAGUUCGCCAUCACAGAGACAAACAAGCAAACCACAAAGGAGACAUCCGACAUGGAGGUUUUCGAGUACAACCUGUCGUCGGAGCCAAAGAUCAGUCCAGCUUCGUUUUGUCGAGCGUUUCCAUUUCACCUGUUGUAUGACCGGGACCUGGUCAUUCAGCAAGCUGGCACAUCAAUCAGUCGAGUGAUUGCUCAGGUAAAUCAUGUAGUCCUAUGUAUCAUGGACACGUGUAGGAUCACCGACCUCUUUGACAUGAUCCGGCCACACAUGGAACUGAGCUUUGACCAGGUGCUGUCUCACAUCAACACCGUCUUCGUCCUCAUCACCCAGGAGAGUGUGCUCACCACCGACAACAACAGUGGUACCAUUCCGCAGCAGAUGAGGCUCAAAGGUCAGAUGAUCUACGUGUCGGAGUGCGACUGCAUCCUCUUCAUGUGCUCUCCAAGUGUGAUGAACCUGGACGACAUCAGUAGGCGGGGCUUGUAUUUGAGUGACAUCCCGCUCCACGACGCCACGAGAGAGCUAGUGCUACUGUCCGAGCAUUGGGAGGCCGAGUACAAGCUAGCCCAGAACCUGGAGGUCCUCACUGACCAGUUGCAACUGACCUACAGAGACCUAGCUGACGAGAAGAAGAAAACUGACAGACUAAUGUACUCUAUCCUGCCUCCCUCGGUGGCCAAUGAAUUGCGUCACAGACGUCCGGUCAACGCCAAGAAGUACUCUGACGUGUCGCUUCUGUUUAGCGGAAUUGUAGGGUUUGCCAACUUCUCCGCCCGGCACUCAGACACGCAGGGCGCCAUGAAGAUCGUGGAGUUACUCAACACCGUGUACAUCCGGUUUGACGAGAUGUUGGAUCCCAGCAAGAAUCCCAACAUCUUUAAGGUGGAGACAGUUGGUGACAAGUACAUGGCGGUCAGUGGACUUCCAGAACCUUGCGAUGACCACGCCAAGUCUAUUGCCAAACUGGCCUUAUAUCUCAUGGACAUUUCUCGGGAACUAAAGGAUCCCAAUGGGGAACAAAUCAUGAUCACUAUCGGGAUACAUUCUGGGGAAGUGGUCACAGGAGUUAUCGGGAAGAAGAUGCCCCGGUAUUGUCUGUUUGGGAACACCGUGAAUUUGACCAGCAGGACGGAGACAACAGGGGAGAAAGGGAGAAUUAACGUCUCCGAAUAUGCGUAUAGAUUUCUACAAGACUCAGUCAACAGUGAUAAGAGUUUCCAGUUGACUUACCGAGGUGAGGUCACUAUGAAAGGCAAGGCUACGCCCAUGAAGUGUUACUUUCUGACGCGGAAGACUAUAACACCCGAAAGAAAGAAGUCCCGGACCUGUGAUGUGUAA